This is a messenger RNA of Eimeria necatrix, 537 nucleotides long. Its product is annotated as calcyclin binding protein, putative. The record is from RefSeq and is a predicted model, not a curated record. Bases 1 to 537 code for a protein of 178 amino acids. The transcript is spliced from 6 exons. NCBI's taxonomy places the organism in Eukaryota, Apicomplexa, Conoidasida, Eucoccidiorida, Eimeriidae. Gene Ontology annotation, cellular component: nucleus.
AUGGAAAGUACGGAGGCCUUACGCUGCGACCUGGAAGAGUUCGAAGCAUUCUUAAAGUUAGCCAAAAGGCCCUCUGUGAAGAGCUUUUUAAGCGCUCAUUGCCAACGACUGCGGGACCAGAUCGAGGAGGCAGAACGGCUAAAUAAGUGCGCAUCUCAAGUAACUCCUACGGCAGAGAACCAGCGUGUGUCUUCCUCUCCAUAUGCAUGCGUGAAGGUCUUUAAUACAAUCGAUAGGUUUGCUUGGGAUCAGACGAGAGACUUAGUUAAGGUUUAUGUACAACUGGAUGGCCUAGAGAGUCUUCCUGAGGAGGCAACGUCUGCUCACUUUGAGGAAACUAGCGCCCAGCUUGUGCGUCGCCCAGGAGAACAUUGGGACACCAUUACGAAAGCGGCACAGCUAAAUCCAGUUCCCAAGAUUGAUCCAUCCGCCGAUCCGUCACAGUCAAUCAUGAGCAUGAUGAAGAAUCUUUACAAUCAAACCGAGUCACAGGAGAGGAAGCUGCGGGGCACCGAAGCUGAAAACGGGAUAUUUUAG